ACCACCACCAACGAAUCAACCCUAGGAAAUUCCUUUUUGCCUCACUUUCACAAAAACCCUAGCUUCCACUUCUCCCUUAAACCCUAAAGCCUUCUCUCUUCGUCUCGUUUUAUCCGUCUCUCGCUUAGCAAAUCCGCAAUGGAGUUUUGGGCUGCUGAGGUUAAAGGUGGAGAGCCUUUCAAGGUUGAGCCUGGUGAGGGUAUGGUUCUGCAUCUUUCACAGGCUUCUAUUGGUGAGGUUAAAAAGGAGAAAGGGAAUGAAACCAUCUGUCUGUUUGUGAAUGUGGAUGGACAGAGGCUUGUUCUUGGAACACUUUUCUCUGAGAAACUCCCUCAGCAACAAUUUGACUUGGUAUUUGACAGAAAUUUUGAGUUAUCACAUAACUGGAAAAGCGGAAGUGUCUACUUCUAUGGCUAUAGGGCUAACAACCCUUUUGACGAGGAGGAUGAUGGGGGUGAUUUUGAUUCUGAUUCUGAAGAGGAGAUUCCACUUACAAUUGCAAACAAUGGUAAACCCGAGAUCAAGGUUAAGGAAGACAAACCUGCUGACAAUAAAAAGGCUAAAGCUGAGAAGGAUUCUAAGCAAAAGGUGAAGAUUGUGGAACCAAAUCAGGAUCUCCUUAAACGUGAUGAAAAUGAUGAUUCCAGUGAUGAAGAUGAUGAUUCUAGUGAUGAAGAUGAUGAUGCCUCUUUGGAUGAGGUAUUAAAUCUGAAGGAUGAGGAUGAGAGUGACACUGAUGGAGAUGAUGAGUCAGAUGAAAGCGAUGAAGAGACACCAAAGAAGGUUGAAAUCAGCAAGAAGAGAGCUAUUGAGUCAGCCGUCAAAACACCUGGUCCUGAUAAGAAAGCUAAAUUGACAACUCCUCAAAAAACAGAUGGCAAGAAGGGUAGUGGGCAUGUGGCUACACCUCAUCCUGCAAAACAGGCUGGGAAGAACAAAAAUCAGCAAACUCCAAAAUCUGGAGGUGGGUCGCAUAAUUGCAAGACAUGCAGCAGGGCAUUUGGCUCUGAAAAUGCUCUGGAAUCCCACACAAAGGCAAAACACAGUGCUGGAAAGUGAAGUAGGAUUCUCAAAAUGAUGGCCUAAAAGACCUGAUGGAAUGGAAGAGACUUUUAAACUAUUUGUAGGCUGAUUCAGCUGAUGUAAAGUUGAGAGCUGUUAGCUAGGUUCUGCUUUAUUACAUGUUAUUCUCUGCGGCCUUUGUUUUGGGUUGGGUGUUUUUUUUUUUUGUUUCCCCGCGCACGGCGUUGGGGGGGGGGGGUUGUUUGGGUACCAGUGGCAGAUCAAAAUGGAUUAUGGAACUUACAUUUUUUACCCCUCGCGAUGGUUUUUGGUUUGCUUAAUUGAAGUUCCAAAUGCCUUGAUAUUUUGGGCAAAGUUUUAUGCA
Coffea eugenioides is the source of this 1387-nucleotide messenger RNA. Its product is annotated as histone deacetylase HDT1. NCBI's taxonomy places the organism in Eukaryota, Viridiplantae, Streptophyta, Magnoliopsida, Gentianales, Rubiaceae. The transcript has 10 exons. The record is from RefSeq and is a predicted model, not a curated record. The coding region runs from base 139 to 1059 and encodes 306 amino acids.